CAAAAAAAAGUGAAAAGUUGGAAAAUAAAAGAAACUUAGGUAAAAUAAAAUAAAAUAAAAAUAGCAAUAAUUGAAUUCACUUCGCAGAUCUCUCCCGUCCAUCAUCCUCGACAGCUUGGCCUAACUCACCUUACGCCGUAUCCCCUCUCUCCGAAAACAUACCUACCGGCCGGACGGCGAAUCGACAACGCACGAGAAUCACACACACAUCCGUCCCAUGUCCAAGCGCCUGGCAGAAUCCGACCACGGGGGUCGCCCCCUCAAAGGAGGCGGCCGCCCUGAGCCGAUGGACGUGGACAACAAGGAGAUGGGCGAGUUCGAGGACGAGUUUGAAGACGAGUUCGAGAGCGAGGACGAGAUAUUCGAGGCCGGCGUCGACGGCAGACCUGACGCCGAGCGCGAGGCCGAAGAGCGCGCCGCGGCCGCGGCCGCAGCAGCAUCCGGCGCUAUGGACGUCGACAACGGCACCUUCAUCGUCGGCCGCAACAAGCUCGAGGACGGCCAGCACCUCACCCCCGACCUGGGCACCUACGAGAUGUUCCACAGCCUCAGCACGCCCUGGCCCUGCCUGUCCUUCGACAUUGUCCGCGACCGGCUCGGCGACGGCCGCGAGAAGGCGUACCCGGCCGUCAUGUACACCGUCGCCGGCACCCAGGCCGAGAGCGGCCGCGCGAAGGAGAACCAGCUGAUGGUGAUGAAGUUCAGCGGCCUGAGCCGCACGCAGCGGGGCGACGGCGACGACUCCGAGUCCGACGACGACGAGGACGCCGACGAGGACGCCGACCCCAUCCUCGAGUCCAAGUCCAUCCCGCUGGCCUCGACGACGAACCGCAUCCGCUGCCACCAGAUCCCCUCGGACGACCCGUCGCGGCCGCCCACCACGCUGACCGCGACCAUGACCGAGUCCGCCCACGUGUUCAUCCACGACGUGACGCCGCACCUGGCCUCGUUCGACAGCCCGGGCGCGGUAGUGGCGCCGCCGCAGAACAAGUCGCUCUCGACGGUGCGCGCGCACAAGUCGGAGGGCUACGCGCUCGACUGGUCGCCGCUCGCGGCCGGCGGCAAGCUCCUCACCGGCGACAACGACGGGCUCAUCUACGUGACGACGCGCACCGACGGCGGCGGCUGGGUCACGGACACGCGCGCCUUCCAGGGCCACACCGGCAGCGUCGAGGAGAUCCAGUGGAGCCCCCAGGAGGCGUCCGUGUUCGCGUCGGCGUCGAGCGACGGCACCGUGCGCGUCUGGGACGUGCGCAGCAAGAGCCGCCGGCCGGCCCUCACCGUGCGCGCGAGCGCCACCGACGUCAACGUCAUGUCGUGGUCGCGGCUGACGACGCACCUGCUGGCCACGGGCGCCGAGGACGGCGUGUGGGCGGUGUGGGACCUGCGGCAGUGGAAGGCGGCGGGGGCGCAGGCGAGCAGCAGCAGCAGCAGCCCGGUCGCGAGCUUCGCCUACCACCGCGACCAGAUCACGAGCGUCGAGUGGCACCCGACGGACGACAGCAUGGUGGCGGUGGCGGCGGCCGACCACAAGGUGACGCUGUGGGAUCUGUCGGUCGAGAUCGACGACGAGGAGAGCAAGGACACGGCCGGCGUCAAGGACAUGCCGCCGCAGCUGCUGUUCGAGCACAUCUCGGAGCACGCCAAGGAGGUCCACUGGCACCCCCAGAUCCCCGGCACCCUCGUCGCGACCGGCCAGGAGUUCAGCAUCUUCCGCCCGAUACCCGUCGUCUACGGAAUCCACGGGAAGUGAAGAAGUGGGCGCUUGCGUGUGUAGGUACAUGGAAAACGGAAUUAUGAGCAACACGAGGACGCGCGAGGCGAGCACUCCUGUUUUUUCUCUUGUCUCUCUCCCCCUCUAUUUGCAGAGGAGGGGAGUUACUUGGACUAGACUUUCACGUUGAACCAGAGAAAAACAGAAGGAAAUGAAAAGGGGCCACUUCUCCCUCCCCCCGUUGCGGGCCAUAGCAUCCGCCUGCUUCUAGGAUGUAAGCACCUUUGCACAGCAUAGUACGGCCUCCAUAUUUCCACCCGUCUAAGUAGAUAGGUAGUUCUUUGCGCCUCAGCUCUGGCCGCCAUAGACGCGGCAUUCCUACCUAGGUAAUUUAUACAGCUCGCGGCGGCGAAGCUAGGCUACAAGGACGUCGUCCACGCCCCUCCGCGUCCCGCACUCCCUCGCGCGUAGUAGCAGAGGUCCCCAACCUACCCGUUCGCACCCCCCCAGAUGCGGCCCGAGCCGACGUCGAGGCUCUGUACGCCGUGUGCGCGCGUCCGUAUUGCUUCCUAUGCGUGACACGGCCCGGCUAGAUACGCUCCGCCACGCUCCCGGCCAUCGCAGCCGGAAACGCUAUCCUGAUCCGCCGCCGCAAACUUCCCCACCCCACAGCCGCCACCCAGAACAGGCUCUCUGGCG
Molecule: messenger RNA, 2413 nt
Organism: Durotheca rogersii
Lineage: Eukaryota; Fungi; Ascomycota; Sordariomycetes; Xylariales; Xylariaceae
Product: WD40 repeat-like protein
Exons: 1
Coding region: 218-1753 (511 amino acids)
Molecular function (GO): protein binding
Source: RefSeq, a predicted model, not a curated record